This is a messenger RNA of Nicotiana tabacum (common tobacco), 5151 nucleotides long. Lineage: Eukaryota; Viridiplantae; Streptophyta; Magnoliopsida; Solanales; Solanaceae. The record is from RefSeq and is a predicted model, not a curated record.
AUGAAAAUGUCCUUAAGAAAGCAAUUGCACCAGAAUCAAGUGCAACCAGUAUACCAUCCAAUUGCAAAGACUUUCCCAUUGAGAGCGAUUAUUCUGAUCGUCGAUAUGGAUUUGAGCUCAAAUGGCCAGUAUCUGUGUUCUAGUAAGAGAGGUAGUCCAAUGUUCAGUAGACUCAUUAAACUACUUAUUCUUUCUUCUGUGUCUUCUAUGAAGUUGCAUGCGUGUGUUUGAUAUGCCAAAAGUCAUUUUUUAGGAAAAUAAUUUCCAUAAUAAGUGAUUUUCUCGUGUUUGGUAUGUCAGAUGUUAUUUUUCAUGUAAAACAUUUUCCAUCAAUUGGAGGAAAUGAUUUAGUUUACGUAUGGGCACAAGUCAUUUUCCUAACAACUCUCUUAACUUUUAACUUCAUAUUACUUGCUUCGACUAACACGCUAUUAAUCUCCAAUACUCAGAAGUUUCAUAAAAGCACUCUUUGACUUGCUAAUAUUAAUAUUAAAUACUUUUUGCUGGAAAAAUAUUUGCCAUUCACCAACCAAACACGAGAAAAUACUUUUCCUUUUCAGGAAAUUUUUUUCCAUGGAAAACAUUUCAAGAAAGACAUUUUCCAUGGAAAAUGAUUUCCAUCAUACCAACAGACCCUUAAUGUUUAAGAUUUUGUUUCCACUGCAGCAUUUAAUUUUAUGCUUUUAUGGUUACUUUCUGGGAAUCUAUGCAAACUUAGCAAAAGCUGGAAACAGUUGAAGAAAAAGAUCUAUAUGGGCGAUAGCAUUAGAUAUUAGCUGAGAUUAUGUUUUAGACGUUAGCACUUUUACUGUAGGUCUUAUGCUUUCUAGGAGUGAUUUAAACUUUCAGAGAUUUAUACGUUUAGAAAAUAUACAUAAAUUCUAGUACUUUUUAUUUAUAUUUGCAUAAUAUUGGCAUGAGAUUAUUUAAAUGGAGUAACGUGGUCAGUAAAGUGUGAAGAUUCAUAUAGUAGAACCCUACUUGUUUUGGACUGAGACAUAGGAGUUGUUGUUUAUGGCUACUUUUUCAACUUCUUCACAUCAUUUUCUGUCCCUUUUUAGCUCUUGUUAAGAGCUUCCUUUGGAGCUAGUUGCCUCCCUCUAUUGGUGCAUACCCUCUUACUGAGAAUUUUUUUUUUCUUUCUUUGGCUGGUGUCAUUCUUUUAUGGGAAAAGGGCCAGAUAUACCCCUCUAUUAUUAAAUAGUCCACAUAUGUCCUCUGUUAUACAAUAGGUCUAAAUCUACCCCUCCUGUUAACAAAGUAAUAAAAAAUACCCUUAUUUUUAACGAUGCUCCAUCGUGACAAUCCAAAUCCUACAUGGUCUGACAUUUGGGUGAGGUGGAUACCACGUGUCAUGCCACAUCACCAUCUUCUUCCCCUCCCAUUUCUUCUUCAGCUCAUACCUUAAAAUGGAGGUUCCAAAUUUUUUUCCUUUCAAAUCUGGACAAAAUUACUGUAAAUCUCUGAAUCUAACAAGAGUUGGCUUUGCAGAGAUUUGGAUAUUGACAGGGAGCCUUGGAUGAAGGAGGCCCAAGGAUGUGAAAGAGCCGGUUCUCUUGGGACUUGCAAGGCUAUAAUAAAUAACACUGUUGGGAUUGCUGUUGAGGAAGAAGAUAGGAAGAGGACCUGGCUUGCUGAUAUUGAGGAGUGCAAGAAAAGGGGUUCCAACAUUUAUGCACAUGCUCUUACUGUAUUUAGAACUAAGAAAAGCAUCUGGCUUAAAGCAGCACAGCUCGAGAAAAGCCAUGGCACAAGGGAAUCACUUGAUGCAUUGCUUCGAAGACCAGUUACUUACAAUUCUAAAAGCCAACUCUUGUUAAAUCCGGAGAUUAACAGUAAUUUUAUCCAGAUUUGAAAGAAAAAAAUUUGGAACCUCCAUUUCAAGGUAUGAGGGGAAGAAGAAAUGGAAGGGGAAGAAAAUGGUGAGGUGGCAUGACACGUGGCAUCCACCUCACCCAAAUGCCAGACCAAGUAGGAUUUGGAUUGCCACGAUGGAGCACCGUUAGAAAUAAGGGUAUUUAUGAUUACUUUGCUAACGGAAGGGGUAGAUUUAAACCUAUAGUAUAACUGAGGAUAUAUGUGGGCAAUUUUUAAUAGUAAAGGGGUAUAUCUGGCCCUUUUCCCUUCUUUUAUUGCAGUCAUGAAUUAGCAGUUUGAAGAGUGUAAGAGGACAAUUAUCAGGAUGAAGGAGGCAGCUAUUGCUUGUACACAAAUAGCUCUUGCUGCUCAAGGAGCAUUACCUGUUAUACAUGACCGGUCACUCGAAGUAUUUGUGAAAACCUGAAGUGUGCAGAGCUUUUGGGCGUAACUGGACAGCAACAAAACCGAAGAAUGGGAGGGACUAGGAACGGAAGGGAAAGUCUAGAUAACUGGAUUACUGAAGAUUACAAGUGUUGAUUCCAUCACUGACAGUUUUACUGGGAAGAGCGACUGAAGAUAUUAAAGUUGACAUUGACUUGGGCAGAGAGGGUCUUGAUACUAAAAUUUCGCAGCAGCAGGCAACUAUAAGAUGGACGUAUGUGGACUAUUCUACUUGCAGAGCGUUGGUAAAUAUUCAAUUCAUGUGAGUGUCAAAGAAGUUCUUCCUAAACAGAGCUAAACCUCAACUCUAGCUCCUUAAUUGCGGUCGGAGAAAUUGCAUUAACGUUUGAGAUGAAUCAAAAUCGAAUACAACAGUAUAUAGACAACUUGAUGAGAAGCCAAAGGAGAAAUAACAAAGCUUUUUCGAUGACUCAGAAGGUGCUAAUUAUUUUCUAUUGCAAUAGCUGGGGACUAUAACGUAUGCUAUCCUGCUUGCUUUUCGCUUUUAUUUGUUUAUUUAUUUAUACCUUUCCCCACCACCAUCCCGCAACUGCAAAUUUUAAUUAAAGAGAUUUUACACAAAUAGCCGACCAUAUUCAUAACCUUUGCCGUUACUAUGAAAAGAUAGAUAAAGUUAUUUGCAUGUAUAGACUUUAGGCAUUUUAAUGGGUCGUAUCCUAAGUAUUUUCCAACUGCUUUUGGAACAUCUUUAGGUGCAUCUAGCUAUACUGGAGCAGUAGAGCUAAGCUGAUAUUGAUGAUUAUGAAAAUGUUCUCUUAAUCCUAUAUGGACUUAAAAAGUAGAAUCAUCUUCAGAAAAUCUUCUUUAUUAUAAAAAAUAUGGAAGUCUGACUCUGUAUAGAAAACACAAUAGUCAGCACCCACAUGUGAUCAUGCAGCUAACCUAGAUCCCAAAAAAGAAGAUUCAUAUUCAUUCUUUUUAUCUUUAGACAGUUAUAUUAAUUGCUAAUUAAUGCACUCUGCAUAUUAAAUAAUUCAUUAACAACAAUCGCACUUCAAAGCGGGGAUCAAGUUGAGUUAGCUAUAUGAAUCUUCACAUAUAACUUCGUUCCAUUUAAACUCAUCACAAAUCAACAUUAUAUAAAAUAAAAGAAAAGGAUUAAAAAUACGAGAUGUUCUUUAUAUUUUUCAUUGACGUAUAAAUCUCUAUUGGGAUUACUGUAAUUUUUCAGUUAAUUGGUAUCGUUUAUAUAGAUUAAAUAAUUCAUUCACUUCUAUAGAUGAAUUAAUUUCUCAUGUUAUCUCUGUCCACAUUCACUUCUAGUUUCUGUACUAUACCAUGAAGCAAUACAAAAACAGAUCCAAAACUCAAAUCCUAGUACACAAAAAGAGCCAUUAGCCCAAAACUAAAAGAUGAAAGUGCAGUUUUUUCUUCAUCUUUUUCUAGCAUUAUUUUUCAUGUUCUUUGUAUUAUUAGCACAGUGCAAAACUCAUCCUACUGAUAUACAAGGACUUCAACAUCUCAAAAAUGGAAUAAACCCAAAUUCCAUUUCCUCCGGUUCAUGCCUAAGCUCAUGGAGCUUCUCCAUAGACCCAUGCGACAAUAUUUUCUCCGACCGGUUCACUUGCGGUUUCCGUUGCGAUCUCAUCGUCUCCGGUUUUUACCGAGUCACCGAAAUCAGCUUAGACCAAGCCGGUUACUCCGGUUCAUUAUACAUGACCAACCUCCCUCAUCUCGAAGUUUUAGAUAUGUCCUAUAACUCACUAUCCGGUUUAAUCCCACAUUCACUCUCAAACCUAACUCGUCUACGUCGACUCAGUCUUUCAAAAAACUCAUUCACAGGUAAAAUCCCUUCUUCCAUUGGUUCUCUUUUACGUCUUCAAGAACUUUUUCUUGAUAACAACAAUCUCACCGGUUCAAUCCCACGAAGUUUCAACGGUUUAGUCAAUUUAAACCGGCUUGAGCUUCAACAUAACAAUAUUACUGGAGAUUUACCUGUUCUCUAUCAGCUCAGAAACCUAUUUUUCUUAGACUUGAGUGAUAACAGAAUCACAGGAAACUUCUUCCCGUCACGUUUCUCCAAGUCCAUUAUUGAACUCUCACUACGUAACAAUUAUUUACGGGGCGAGUUCCCGUUAAACGUAGGAGAGUUAAAGUUUCUACAAGUUUUAGAUCUGAGUCAUAAUUUAUUAUCUGGGAUUAUACUGUCGGUGUUAUUUUCCCACUCAUCUCUUCAACAACUCACACUUUCUUACAACAAUUUCACGUUAUUGCAAAUGCCAAAAGAUUUAAGUUAUCGAAAUAAUAAGCUUAUAGCCAUUGAUCUGAGUUAUAACAAUUUGCAUGGCUUCUUGCCGGCUUUCAUGGCGUCAAUGCCGAACUUGUCGGCUCUGAAUUUGGAACAUAAUAAGUUUUCCGGCAUGAUACCGACACAGUAUGCAGUCAAAGUUGUAGUUCCGAGGAACAAUACGUCGUCGUUUGAGAGAUUGUUGUUGGGCGGGAAUUACUUGUUUGGGCCUAUUCCUGGGCCUCUAUUGGGCCUAAAACCAGGUUCUGUUAAUGUUAGCUUAGUGGAUAAUUGUUUAUAUAUAUGUCCGAAUACGCUAUAUAUUUGUCAUGGUGGGAAUCAGAAAUCUUUCUUGGAUUGUAAGAAGUUUCGACCUAUGAUUCCUUGAGGUUAGUUAUAUAUUUUCAUUUCCAAUUUUAGAUGAGGUUAAUUGCUAGUGAUUGAGUAGCAAACUGUGUUCCUCUUGUCCUAAUUUUGAAUUCAGAGGUACUAGUCGAUGACGAAUUAGAAACUACUCGACUCUGUAUAUCUGUAACAGUGACAAUGAUAUUAUUGAAACUAAUAAUACUAUUGUUGUCAGGGGCGGAUAUGGAUUCCCGGGA